AUGAACAGUAAAAUAACUUAAGAAUCUAAUUAAAAUGCUCUAAAUAGCGAAGCAAAUGAAAGUUGCUUUGAAAGUUUUGACUUUAUAGAGGAAAGAGAUGAUAACUUUGAAACUGAAAUGAACCAAGAUAAUUAUCAGUACAAUCAGUAAUAUAUGGAGGAACAUGAUAAUGAAGAGUAAUAUGAGUAAGAUAACUAGGAAUCAGAAUAGGAUCAAGAAAAUGAAGAAUAGGAUGAUUUGCAAGGAAUGAUAGAUGAGUAUAUGCAUAAUUAAGAGAGUAAUGAUGAUAUCAUGGAUGAUGAGUAGCAAAGAGGACAUAUGGAUGAUAAAGCUAAAAAUGAACUUAUUUUUCAAAACUUGAGAAGUUCAUCCAGCUCCCACUCUUCGAAUUAAUAAAGAACAUCUUCUGGCUAUCUAGCUGGAGAAAAAGAUGAGAAUGAUUCUCAGAAUGAAACCUAGCCUAGUUCCGGUGAAUACAAGGAUAAAAGAUAAUCUAAUCAAUCAAGAUAGAGUCUUGAUCAUGGAUCAGAAUUAAACUAAAUAAAUCCAGAGGACUAUCAAGAUAAUUGUUGUUAGUUAGAUUAAGAUUACUAGUAAAUAAAUGAUACUUAAAUGAACUAGGUUAAUGAUGAUCGUAUUGAUAUCAUAGCUGAGGAGGCUAAUGAAUAGUUAAUGUAAAAAAAGUAUGGAUAGGCAGCGAUUAUUAAGAAUCCUGUGCAAAAAAUUACUUUACCCCCUGAUUCAGGUAAAAAAGCUGGGCCAGAAUCAAUGUACUACUUAAGUAUUCACAAAGCUGGACUUGAGGAAGUUGAUAAAGAUAUGAUCCAUAAAGUUAUUUAGGAAGCUUCAAAGACUUCAGAAUUUUACAAAUAAGAGGAGAAAAAAUUGAAUGAAGUCAAAGAGAGAUGCAAAAGAUAUUAAGAAAAAGUUGAUCAAGAGUUACUUAAGAAGGAGAGGAAUCUCAAAAGAACGUGGAUUCAUGUUGAUAUGGAUGCAUUCUAUGCAGCAGUUGAGAUGAAAGAGGAUCCAAGCUUAGCUGAAAAACCUAUUGCAGUAGGAGAGAAAAAUAUGAUUAUGACUACUAAUUAUAUAGCAAGGAAAUUUGGAGUAAGAUCUGGUGUGCCUAGUUUCAUAGGUAAAAGAUUAUGUCCUGAGUUAAUGAUUAUUAAGCCAAACUUCCCUAAGUACAGGAAGGCAUCAGAGCAAUUUAAAUCUGUACUUUUGAGAUAUGACGAGAAUUUAGAGUCUAUAGGACUUGACGAAGUAAACAUGGAUGUGACAGAUUAUUUGAUUAAAAAUAAGUUUGAUAAUUAAGAAGGAAGAAUAUUUGUAGCCCAGAAAAUUAGAAGAGAAAUUUUUGAAAAGACUUCUAUGACUGCUAGUUGUGGUAUUGCUUGCAAUAAGAUGCUAGCUAAAAUCUGCUCAGACAUGAAUAAGCCAGAUGGAUAAACUUACCUUCAUAAUGAUGAAAAGUAAAUAACAGAAUUUAUGAACAAAUUACCUGUUAGAAAGUUAGUGGGAGUCGGUAAGGUUAAUGAGUAAAUUUUGCUUGGAAUGGGUAUUCAAACUUGUGAAGAUGUAAUGACAAAGUCUAUUGACAUUUAUAUUAACUUCACUGAAAAUGCUUUUGAUUUUUUAGUAAAAUCUGCCAUGGGUAUUGCAAGAAAUACACAUGAUGAAACUGGACUUAAAAAGAGUUUGAAUGUAUCUUAAACAUUCCAAGUCUUAUCUGAGUAUAACUAAAUUAAAUAAAAACUCGAAGAAUUAUGUGAAGAAAUGGAAGCAAGAGCUAAAUAAGAGAAGUUAAGCGGUAGAACGCUCACUCUAGAGUUUAAGAACGACAAGUUUAAGAAUAAGUAAAGAUCGUACACUUAAAAUUAGUUCAUUUGGAGGAAGGAAGAUCUAAUGAAAAUUGCAAUAAAUCUCUUAAACGAUGUUUAGCCACUUGAACCAACUCGACAAAUCAGUGUUAAAUUGCUAAAUCUAAGAAAUGAUAAAGGCUAAUUGAGUGCUAGUGCAACAGAAGUAAACUAAAUAACUGGUGGUAGGACUAAGCUAGGAGGAACUCCUAAAGAAAAUUAGCCUAAAGCACUCAAAGCCACUGUUGUUACUUCAUCAGGUGAUGGUGGCUUUUAAAAAAUUACCAAGCAGUUCUGGGUUGAUAGAUAUAAAUACAAAACUUACUUAAAUAAUAAAUUCAACAAAAUGGAUUAAGCCAAAAAGGCAGCUGAUUAGGGUGCCAAUAAUGAGAAUGAAAGUAUUUUAAAAACUAAGACUAGUGGAGUAUUCAUUCCAUAUCGUAAAGGUUUUAUCAAGAAAUGGACUCCAGUAAACUACAAUAAUCUGAGAAAUAAUUCCUAUAAUAAAGAUAAUAAUAAUAGUAAUAAUAAUCAGUAUCAAAAUAAUCAUAAUUAAAGUAGUGGAAGUGGAACUAGUAAUGGGUAAAGCAUAGUUUAACACAAAGAUAGUGAAAAGCCUGAAUAGCCAUACAAGGAAAAAUAUAGAGGAAACUGGAUGAUGAAUAAGACUAAAUUUCCUAAAUAAAGUUACUAUAAUAACAGUAACAAUAACAAUAGCAAUAACAGCAGUAGCAACAACAACAACACCAACGGAGGUUAGAGUAGUGGCAGUAAAUCUGCCUCUGAAUAUAGCGAAUUAAAAGCUUAUAAAAAUUUCUAUAAAAACAAUAAACUCUACAUUUCGAAAUAUAAAAAGUUGUCUGAGUAGAAUCAUCUUAGGGGCUAACCUACUAAUGGAGGAAAUAAUGGGGCCCCUUAGAAUGGGAAUCAAAAUAACAAUGGUGCAUCUGGAAGUAAAAAAGGUGGCCAAAGUGAUCUUAAUAAUUUCAUUAAAUGUAAUUGA
Stylonychia lemnae is the source of this 2862-nucleotide messenger RNA. NCBI's taxonomy places the organism in Eukaryota, Ciliophora, Spirotrichea, Sporadotrichida, Oxytrichidae. The record is from the annotation of a GenBank genome assembly.